AUGGAAUACAGUCCAAAUUUUGUGACUCAGUUGAAGGCAGAGGGAUUAACGAUAUCUGUUAUUCCCGAAUAUGUUGGAAAAGCAAUGGGAAAGUUAGAGAAGCCUAUGAUGCUCGACCGUCAGUGUCGGUGGGAAUCUCCAGUGUCGGAGUCGGUGAAGUUUCUUCAGUAUUUAAAGUCAGGGAAAGUUUUUAAGAACUGCAUUGGUGAAGAAUUUUCGUGUCUCAGUCGUAAAAUAAACAUUGUCCGUGAUGGCAAUGAUGGUGAUGAUAGUGGUAGUGACCAACCGGAUACUGAUAACAAUGAUGAUGAUGACGACUGGUAUGAUGGUUGCGAUGACGAAGAAGAAGACGAAGACAGUGAUGAUAACGAUGGCGACGAAUAUGAUGACGAGGAAGAUGACGAAGAUAGUACUGAUAGUGAUGAUAGUGAUGGAAUUGACGAAGAAGACGAGGACGAAGAAAGUGAUGAUUGUGAGGAAACCGAUGAAGAAAAUGAAGACGAUGACUAUGAUGAGACGAACGAAUUGUCUGAUGGUUGUGAUGAAGAAGGAGACAAGGACGAGAUGAAAACCGAAUGUUCUGCUGAUCAUCAGCCCAAACGUCCAUUGGGAAAAAGACUAUAUCUCAACUAUGAUUUCCAUGGAACAUCACAAAAUAUUGUGGAUGGUAUCUUUGUUAAAGCUCCCCCUAAAGGGAUUUGCAUAAAACGUAGGCUCUUUACUUCAGAUUCUGAAAUUGAUAAUGGUGAUGAAUGUUCCAACGACUCCUCUUCAAAUACAGCUAUGAUGUCUCAAGAGAUUCAAGCGUUUCCAAUAAAAGUCAUACAUCUAACCGAUGGUCCGUGUGAGUUUGAGAUUAAUGUUAAAGUUUUGAGAGUUUGGACUCAUAGUUUGCACCCAUCUGAAAAGCGUCUCGAGGCUGUGCUAUGUGAUGACCUGGUGAGGAACAUGAAUACCUUAGUGCCGAUAGCAUUGAUACUUCAGACACAAGCAAAAUAG
Molecule: messenger RNA, 999 nt
Organism: Eutrema salsugineum
Lineage: Eukaryota; Viridiplantae; Streptophyta; Magnoliopsida; Brassicales; Brassicaceae
Product: protein PFC0760c-like
Exons: 5
Coding region: 1-999 (332 amino acids)
Source: RefSeq, a predicted model, not a curated record